AUGUAUAUCUUAAUAUAAGGAUAAAAUUGUAAAAUAUACAUAUUAUUCGUCCUUUAUAUAUUUGAUUCAAUUGAUCUUUUGCCUUAUAUUGGGAAUAUCUAAUUUCAAUCAAAAUUGUUGUUUUUCAGAUUAAUUAUUUGAUAUUGAUUGUUGAUUAAAGUGUAUCUAAGUAUUUAAACUCUUAAAUUAAUUCAAGGAUUUAACAAUUUGUUUUAUAAGUAAAGCUAAGAUUAAAUAUGUUUUUUAUCAUUAUUUCUCAAUUAUUCUUAAAAAUUAAGUAGAAUAAUUAUAAUACAGAGUUUAGAGAACCAUUAACUUGAGCUAAUAAAAUUCAAAAUUUUUCAGUGUUACUAAUAUUAAUCAUUUUUGAGAAUAUUGUUAGCCAUUCAUAAUCCUUAUUACUUUCUUUAUAAUACUUUAAUCAUCAAAAAGAUAGGUAGUUUACUAAUUGGAUUUAUGGAUUUAAGCAGAUAGAAUAACUUACUUGAUAUAAUGUUUUUGAUACUCAAAUACGAUAAAGCGCAUCUUUAGUAGGGUUAUUAAUUGGUCCAAAGUAUGAUGUGAAUGUAUUUUAGAAUUUAUUGGGUUUAUGAGUUAAUUUUUUUAUUUAAAAAAUCGAAAUGAAUUCGAAGGGCAAAAGGACUUUGGGUAAAUGUUAUAAAAAAUAAGGUAGGUCCAAUUUAAAAAAUAAGCAAGCCAUCUUUUGAUUAUGAGUCAGCUCUGAAGGAACAUCGAGAGGUAGAGGAAAGAAUAAAAAUGGAAACUGACACUCAAGAUCCAAGGUAAUAGGAGUGAUUUAUGUUUAAAGGAAAUUUGUAAUGAAUCUGUUGAAUGAUCGUGAUAAUUCAUUCGUAUUGGAUAACUCUUUUACUAAUUCAUAGGUGGCAGCAAAAAAGCAGGUAUUUUGAUAAUUAAUUUGAUAGGUGUAUGUACGCUCAAGGCGAAUUAAGAGUUAAAUACCUAAUUUGUAAGGGUAAACAAAAAAUAACUCCUAAAUUCAAUAUGCCUCUCCAGCGCAAAGUUUAAAGUUUGAUUUUGAUUUGAAACCCGAUUUCAAUUCCAAACGAUCAAAUUUUGUUCCCAAGUUUAUAAAUUCGGGGAUAAAUUUUGAUGUAGAAGUAAAAGGUACACUUGGAGAGGAAUUUACAGAGUUUCAGAAGUGUAAAUAAGUGAUUCAAUAAUUUAGAUGACAAUGAUUCAUAACCAGAGGAGAUUCCAAAAAAUAAAAACUUUUCUUAUGGAGGCAGAAUGACUAACAAAAGGUUAAAGGAGUACGAUUGUUGGGAUGAAGAUAGAACUCCUUAAGAAUGGAUAGAAAUUUGUAAAUAGAGUAAUCCUCCACAUGCGAAAUGUCCAAUGUUUGAUGAAUCAGACAAAUACAUUUGGACAGAUGUUGAAGUGAUCGGUUUCGAGAAUGGUAAAUUCGAAGUUAAAAUAUUGAGAUCAAACAAAAUCAAAAGGAUUGGCAGAUUAUCAUUAUAAUUUUAUUCAGAAGACCCUGUAAAGUUUGAACAAAGAGUUGAACUGUGUAAACAAAGACAAAAGAAUGCAAAUGAUGAACUGAGAUUCUUAAAAUAUGUGGAUUCUCUGCCUGAUUCUAUGACAUCUACGUUAUCUCUUGAAAUGUAGAAAAAGAUUGACGAAUAUACAUUGUUUAGAGAUUUACCAUACCUUACGAAAGAAGAUCCAAGUAAGAUCGCUCCUGGAUUUCCAUAGAUAUAAACAUUCAAGGAUGAAACAAAGUAAAUGAUCACAGAUCCAGAAAUCAAGAGAAAAUAAAUGCAACAUCUUGAGUUGCUCAAAAAAGACUUAGUAAAGUAAGUUCAAAAAGAGUAUAUCAUGCUUAUGAAAAAAUGUUCAAUUCUUAAAGAUAUGGAAGUGAAUAAGAAUAAUAUCAAAUGGCUUCAAUUGAGAAUCAAGAAUAGAUUUGAAUAAACCAAAAAGCCGUAUUAUGGAUUAACUAAAUAAUUUGGGAGUGAUACUAAAAUUUUGAGUUUUGAAUCUUUAGGGCAACAACCUAUGAAGCAAGUCAAAAUUCAAGAUAAUUGGGGUUUUGUCUAAAUUAGAUAAAAUGUCUCUCAAUUGCACUAUUCUAAAUUUACUGUAGUAGUCAACACUUUGAAUGCUUUAACUGCCAGAUCACAAUUGUAUUAAAAUUUCCCACUCUUGAAUGUAUUGCUGAAUCAUUAAACAUUGCCUAUGACCUUGUCCAAUUUCGAAAGCUAACAAAAAUAACAUAAUGUCCAAGGAAGAUAAACACUGUAGGUGUAAUGGCGGAGUACUAUUGUUGGAGACAUCUAAGAUAAACUAAGAGAGAAAUAUCGAUUCUAUUAGACUGAAACUGAGGAUUAUUUGGAGAGUGAAUUGUAAAAGUUGCUUAUUCGAAUCGACUAUAUGUUUACCAAUUUUAUUAGAGAGAAUGUUGUUCGCUAAACUUGUUAGUCAUGGGUGGAUUUUAUUAAAAGGUUUACUACUCCAAAGGAAGGAGAGCAGUGGAGAAUUAACGAUUAUCCCUUAUUGAUUUUAAAUCUCGAAGUGAAUCUCAGUUUCAAAAAGAGCAAGAAGAACGAUAAAAAAAAUAAGUAAGAGGAUACUCCUUUAUUUGAGGAGGAUCUCAAUAGUGCAAUUUACUUUUCUCCUAAUUACUUAGCCAUCUAAUAGGGUUUGUUGAAACCAUUAGAUCUCUUAUUGGAAUCAGUGAAUUCAUUUAAUAGACUAGAAAAAGAUUUGGUUCCGUUGGUGGACAUUGAUCAAAGAAAAUAAAUAAAGGGAAAAUUGAGGGCUUACGAAAUUGAAAAUGAUAAGGAUUAAAUGUGGAUUAAGUGGGCCAAGGAAAAAGUCUAAGCAUACUUAGAAAUAGGUUACUAGAAACCAAAUUAAAUGCUAUAGAAAUUCAGAGAGUUUAGCUUUCUAUUAGAAAAGUCAGUUCCAAGUGUAUUAAAAAGUUUGUUUGGAGAUGUGUCCAAAAAACCUAUCAUAACAUCACUAGACAAAGAUGAAAUAUCAAAAAAACUAUCUGAUUUUAUUAAUGCUAAAUUUUAAAUACAAAGAUUAUGCUUAGAUGAAAAGAAUGAACAAUUUUUUUAAAUAAGAACUAGAAUAGCAAAGGAGAAUUUGAUAUCUAAGGCCAAUGAAUUUAUCACAUCCAUUUUGAAACAGUGUUCAGAUAUUGUGACUGACAACAUAAGUCGUUUAAGUUAGGAAUAUAGUGACAUGAGUGAUAGAAUUACUAAGCAACCAAAAAACGAGGCUGAAUUAAUCGAAUUAAAAACUUAUAUUGCAGAACAUGAAGUAAAUUUGGCAAAAAAGAAACAAGAAGUGGAUUGUAUCUACGAUUACCUGACUAUGUUCGAAGAUAUGAGUCAUAAUUUUGAAGAUAAAAAUCUAUAUGAGUUUUGGAACUUAUAUAGUUUUCCUCCUGAAAUCAAAAAUCAUGUGAUAGAAGGUCAGCGGAAGGCUAAUUUGCAGGAGUAAAAGUUUAUGGAAAAUUUGGACAAUGAGAAGGAUAAAUUCUAAGGAGAAUUGAAGGAAUUGACUGAGUUGUUCAUAACUGUUUAGAAGUUUGAUGACUAUUCAAGAGUAAAAGAUGUUGCAAAUGAUGUUGUGUCACUAAAUGAUCGAUUCUAAAAUGCAUUGAAAAAGGUUGAAUCUUUUAAUGAGAGAGAAUUGUUAUUCAAAUAGUAACCAUCAGUCUAUGAAGAUUUAAAUUAAUUGAUUAAGGAUUUCACUAUUUACUUUAAUUUGUGGACUAAUGCGAUAGAAUUCGAGUAUGAUAGAAGUGAUUGGUGUACAGGGUCAUUCUUGAAACUUAAUUUCGCUGAAAUUGAUAAUAAAGUAAGAACCAACUAAAGAAAUGCCAAUAUACUAAUAAAGGCUUUCUCAGAUGCACAAGAUGACGUUGCUGUGGAGGUGGCACGAAAAUUGAAAGGUUAAAUCGAUGAGUUUAAAGAGAAAUUGUGGUUGAUUGAAUUGUUGACUACAGAAGCUAUGAAAACUAAACUGAAUUUGUGGAAAGACAUUUGGAAGAUUGUAGGGAUUGUUGAUUAAGAAACAAAUGAUGAUUUAUCAUUGGAUGCUUUGGUAUCUCACGGCUUGAUGAAUUUUAGAAACGAUAUAGAAGAAGUAUCAAGGAAGGCUGAAAAGUAAUGGCAAAUAGAGAAAAAUCUGAAUUUAAUUUAGGAGAAGCUUAAAGAUCAAAAAGUAGAAAUGAUUCCAUACAAAAAGACAGGAACCUUUGUAUUGAAAUCAUUAGAAGAAGUAGUUUAAUGUUUUGAUGAUUAAUUCAACAUUCUAUUGAUGUUAAAGGCAUAGCCAUAGAUCAAAGCUGUAUUACAUAAAGCAUAAGCUUUGGAAUAAAAGAUAGUGUUAAUUUAGGAUUCACUUGAUGGUUGGAUAAAAUGUUAAAGGGGAUGGAUGUACUUGGAACCUAUUUUUACAUCAGAUGAUAUCAAGAAGAAAAUGCCAUUAGAAACCUCAAAAUUUUAGAAGGUGGAUGCUCAUUGGAAAACAGUAAUGGAAUAAUUUAGCAAAGAGCCAAAUCUUUGGGAUGGAAUAGACAAUGAGAAGAUGAAAAAUGAUUUCGAUUAAGAUAAUAAAGCUUUGGAUUAGAUUUAGAAAUCUUUAAGUGAGUAUUUGGAGACAAAACGUAACUCAUUUCCAAGAUUUUAUUUCUUAUCAGAUGAGGAACUAUUAGAAAUCUUGGCAUAAACUAAAGAUCCAGAAACAGUGCAAAAGCAUAUUAAUAAAUGUUUUGAGGCCAUCAAUUUAUUAGAAUUUGUAAAUGGAUAGGAAGUGGUGGCUAUGAUUUCAGCUGAAAAAGAAAAAGUACAAUUUUCAAAAGGAAUCAAUGUUAAUGAAGGUGAGAAGAAAGGCAAUGUGGAAAAGUGGUUAUGUGAAAUUGAGUCUGUUAUGAUUGACACCUUGAAGAAGAUAAUGAAAGCCUCACAUCUGGACAAUGAUACAAAGAGAGUUGUUUGGGUGAGGAAAUGGCCAGCUUAAAUAGUUUUGGCAGUAAAUAUGAUUAGAUGGACUAGAGGCAGUGAGACAGCUAUAAAUGAUAAAGAUAAUUAAUAAGGAGGAUUGUCAGGAUUUUUAUAACAAUUGAUUAAUGAACUUAGAGAUAUUGUAGAUUUAGUUAGAUAGGAUUUAUCACCUUUAGAGAGAUUAACACUAGGUGCCCUUGUUGUGUUAGAUGUGCAUGCUAGAGAUGUAAUUAGAUAAUUAGUAAAAAUUGGUUGCAAUGAUAUCAAUAAUUUCUAAUGGAUGGCAUAAUUGAGAUAUUAUUGGACUGAAUAAGUAAUGAAAUGCAAUGUCAAGAUGAUCAAUGCUGAUUUACUCUACGGAUAUGAAUAUUUGGGUAAUAGUAUGAGAUUGGUCAUUACACCUUUAACUGAUAGAUGCUAUCGUACUUUGAUGGGAGCAUUCCAUUUGCAGUAUGGUGGUGCACCUGAAGGACCAGCAGGAACAGGAAAAACAGAAACUGUAAAAGAUUUGGCUAAGGCUUUGGCUGUUUAAUGUGUUGUAUUUAAUUGUUCAGAUGGUUUAAACUAUUUAGCAAUGAGUAAAUUCUUUAAGGGAUUGGCAAGUUCAGGAGCUUGGUGUUGUUUCGAUGAAUUUAAUCGUAUUGAUUUAGAAGUGCUCUCAGUUAUUGCUUAAUAGGUGCUAACAAUUUAGGAUGCUAUUAGAUAGAAAAGACCAGAAUUUGAGUUUGAAGGCACUAUAAUCAAAUUGAUUCCAUCUUGUGCUAUCAAUAUCACAAUGAAUCCAGGGUAUGCUGGUAGAUCUGAUUUACCAGAUAACUUAAAAGCCCUAUUUAGACCAUGCGCUAUGAUGGUUCCAGAUUAUGCGUUGAUUUCAGAAAUCUAUUUAGCCUCUGUAGGAUUUCAAGAUGCCAAUAAUCUAGCACGUAAAAUUGUAGCUUCUCUAAGAUUAUCGUCUGAAUAACUGUCGUCAUAGGAUCAUUAUGAUUUUGGUAUGAGAGCUUUAAAGGCUAUUUUAACAGCUGCAGGUAAUCUGAAAAGAGUCAUGAAUGACAUUGAAGACAUCAUUUGUUUAAGAGCACUUAUGGAUGUCAAUAUUCCAAAAUUCACAAUAAAUGAUGUGCCCUUAUUCAACUCAAUUACAUCGGAUCUAUUUCCAGGAAUCAAGUUGCCUGAAUAGGAUUAUGGAGCAUUAGAAACAGCACUCAAAAAUACAGCUUAGGAGAUCAAUAUUCAAGCAGAAAAGGGAUUCAUUGAAAAGUGCAUUCAAUUAUUUGAUACCAUAAAUGUUCGACAUGGUUUGAUGAUUGUAGGAUAAGCAUUUGCAGGUAAAUCAAAGGUAUUGGAAUGUUUGGCUAAAGCUAUGUCAUCAUUAAAUAAAGUGUAACCCUUUGUUAACGUGGCUGUUCUCAAAUUGAAUCCAAAAUCCAUCACUUCAGAUUAAUUGUAUGGUAAGUUGGAUCCAGACACAAAAUCAUGGACUGAUGGAGUCAUUGCUAUUAUUAUGAGAUAGUGCGCAUAAGAUGCUGAAGUUGAAGAAAGGAAGUGGGUUGUAUUUGAUGGUCCUGUAGAUGCAGUUUGGAUUGAAAAUAUGAAUACUGUUUUGGACGAUAAUAAGAAAUUGUGUUUGACUUCUGGUGAAAUCAUUAAGAUGACAAAUUGGAUGACCAUGAUGUUUGAAGUUGAGGAUCUUGCAGUUGCAUCACCUGCCACUGUUAGUAGAUGUGGUAUGGUCUUUUUAGAAACACAACAAAUUGGAUGGUAUGCAUUAGUCAAAUCCUACAUUCAAACAAUCCCUGAAAAAUUCAUAGAGCAUCAUUUUUUGGAUGAUCUAUUAAGAGUCAUUAUUGAUUGUAGUUAGGAAUGGUUGAGGAAGCAUGGCAAAUUCCCAAUUUACAAGAGCGAAAUGACUUUAGUUAAAAACAUGUUACUAAUACUCCAAACCUAUCUACAAGAAUGGACAGAUAUGGAUGAGAAGGCUUAAUAAAAAUAAAUUAAUCAUAAUGAAAUUAAGGAUGUAGUUUCUAAGGCCAUUCUAUUUUCUUGUGUUUGGAGUUUCGGUGCAGCCAUCGAUGAAGUGUGUAGAAAAUAAUUUAACUAAUUCUUGAUUAAGAUGAUUUCUGCUGAAGACGUACACGAGACUUUCAAUCUGUAAUUAUAAUACAAGUUUUAACCCAUCACAGUCAAUGCUAAAUUGCCUGAUAAAGCUAAUCUAUUUGAUAUGGUGUAUGAUAGAACGAAAAAUAACUUCAUAAGUUGGACUUAAACACAACCACCAUUUGUCAUUUAAAAAGGAUGCGAUUAUCAUGAUUUACUUAUUCCCACAAGUGAUUCUAUUAGAAAUAAUUAUUUCUUGCAUUUAUGUGUCAGAAACAAGAUUCACCUAUUAGUAUCUGGACCAACCGGUACUGGUAAGACAUCAAACAUUGUAAGUGAAAUAAAUAAAAAUUAUUUUAAUAAUGAAUACACUAAUUUGAUAACUGCUUUUUCAGGUUAAACCUUAGUAAAUUAAGUUUAAAAAACAAUAGAAGCUAAGGUGAAUUCGAGAAGAAGAAAAGGGUAUUUCGGACCUGAGGAGGGCAAGAAAUAUAUUGUGAUAUUUAUUGAUGAUCUGAAUAUGCCAGCCAAAGAAAAGUAUGGCGCAUAGCCCCCAAUAGAAUUGUUAAGACAAUGGAUGGAUACUGGUGGUUGGUAUGAUUUGGAAACCAAGGAACCAAAAUUCCUUUAAGGGAUUACCUUUAUUGCUAGUAUGUUACCGCCAACUGGAGGCAGAAAUGUUGUUAGUAUGAGAUAUUUAAGGCAUUAUGUGUUGUUGUAUGUUGAGCCUUUCGAAGGAGAUUCGUUGUAAAGAAUAUUUUAAAAUGUGUUGGAAUGGUAUUACGCAAGACAGACAAAUCCAUUUAUGAAAUCAAUUACAAAUAUGAGGGACUCAACAGUCAAUGCCACUCUUGACAUUUAUUAAUUAAUACAAACCUGUAAGGAGCUCUUGCCAACUCCAGCCAAAUCGCAUUAUAUAUACAAUCUCAGAGACAUUAGCAAAGUAUUCUAAGGAAUUUCAAAAGGAAUUGUUAAAUCCUUUAGAGAUGAAAAUGAUUUCAUAAAAUUAUGGGCACACGAAUGUCAACGAGUAUUUUAGGAUAGAUUGAUCAAUGAAGAUGAUUAAGGAACCUUUGAUAAGAUCCUAAAGGAAACCAUUCUGAAACAUUUCAAAAGGGAUUGGAAACAAUUGGUACAAAUAGAACCACUCCUAUGGGCUUCCUUUGUACCCACCCUCUAUCCUGACGAUGAUAGAACAAAGAGACCCAUGACUGAUAUCUAUUGCGAAUUGACUGAUCGAGAAACACUUAAGAAGGUAUGUCAGGAACAAUUAAAUGAAUACAAUUCACAAUACACAAGUAAUAGAAUGGAACUAGUGUUAUUUAUGAAUGCAAUCUAGCAUGUGCUUAAGAUAGUACGUGUGGUUAAUACAACAUUUGGUCAUGCCUUGUUGGUUGGUGUAGGAGGUUCUGGAAGAAAGAGUUUGGCUUAAUUGGCCUCUUUCAUUGCAUUCUAAAAUGAGACGUUGUAGGUGGACUCAAGAAAUUGGAUCGAAGAAUUGUAGAAAGUAAUGAAGAUGGGAGGAAUAGAUCAAAAAGAAAUAGUGUUCAUGUACUCAGACACUUAGAUUAUUAAGGAAUCGAUGGUUGAGGAUAUUUGUAAUAUCUUGAACAAUGGUGAAGUGCCCAAUUUGUUUCCGACUGAAGAGAAGAGCAAAAUAAUUGAAGAAAUGAGUAGUUACACAUCUGGAACUCCAAAUGAGAAAUAUGGUUACUUUGUUAGAUAAUGCAAGAAGAACUUGCAUCUUGUUAUUUGCAUGUCUCCGGUGGGAGAAGCAUUUAGAAGGAGAUUACGUACUUUUCCUGCUCUGGUUAAUUGUACAACAAUCGAUUGGUUUUUGCCAUGGCCUGAAGAAGCACUUAGAUCAACUGCAAAUGCUGUGUUCACAAGGGACAUGAAUAUCAAUGAUAAUAAAUUGCGACAAGGUCUGGUGGAUAUUGCAGUUGAUAUGCAAAUGAGGGUAUCUGAUCUAACCAAAAGAUAUUACAAUGAAUUAAGAAGAUAUUAUUAUGUGACCCCAACAUCGUAUUUGGAAUUGCUCAACACAUUCAAGAGACUGAAGUCAGAUAGAGAUCAAAACAUGUCCAAGAUGAUCUCUCGAUAUGAGGCAGGUGUAGAUAAGAUUAUCAUCACAGAGAGUGAAGUUAGCAAAAUGUAAAAGGAAUUGGAAGAUUUGUAACCCAAAUUGGAGUAGGCUACUAAGGAUAACAGUAUAAUGUUGAUUAAUUUGUAAAAGAAAUAGAAAGAAGCUGAUGCAAGGAAACAGAUUUGUUAGCAAGAAGAAAAGGAUUGUAAUGUACAAAGAGAUGCAGCCAAUGCUUUAAGAAAUGAUUGCUAAAAUGAUCUAGACAAAGUGUUGCCCAUCUUGGCUUAAGCUGCUGAGGCAUUGGAAAAGAUUGAUAAAAAUGAUAUGGUCCAAUUGAAAUCAUUCCCUAAGCCUCCUCCCUCAGCUGCCAUUGUUAUGGAAGGGUUAUGUUACAUCUUCCAGGAAGAUCAGAAUGUACCUUGGAAACCUAAAGAGCCAGGCUCUAUGGAGAAGGUAUAAGACUUCUGGGAGUACUCAAAAAAGAAUCUGUUGAAUGACAAGUUGAUCAAGAGAAUUAAGGAUUUCAGGGAUGAUUCUAUCAGAUAAAUUCCUUAAGCAAAAAUCAAUAAAUUAAAAGCAUUUUCUCAAAAUCCAUUGUUUUAGAAGGAUAAGGUGUUUAAUGCGUCUGUUGCUGCAGGUAAUCUCAGCUUAUGGGUUCGUGCAGUCGUAGAGACAUACGAUGCUUUAUUAGUAGUGGAUCCCAAGAGACAGUAAUUAUUGGAAGCAGAAGCCAAAUUAAAAGAAGCUGAAGAAACUCUCAGAGUAAAGCAAGAAGCAUUAUAGGAAGUGCUAGAUAUGUUGGCUAAAUUAGAAGCGGAUUAUAAUAAGGCAAAACAGGAAAAAGAGGAUUUGGAGGCCAAAGUUAACAAGUGCAAGAUUUAAUUGAGUAGAGCUGAAAAAUUAAUCACUGAAUUAGGAGGAGAGAAGGAGAGUUGGAAAAAGAAGGCUGCUGAUUAUAGAGUGGAUUCUAAGACAAUUGUUGGCGAUUGUAUAUUGUCAUCAGGAAUUGUGGCAUAUUUGGGAGCAUUUCCAAUUGCAUAUAGAGAUGACACGAUAAAAAUAUGGUAGACAUUACUAGAAAAGUUAAACAUUGAAUUCGAUCCAGAGUAUUCCUUAUAGAAGAUAUUGUGUGAUCCAAUAACCAUAGGACAAUGGACUAAUGUUUAAAAGUUACCUAAUGAUUCAUUCUCUAUUGAUAAUGCUAUUAUUCUGAAAAAUUCAACUAGAUGGCCUUUGAUGAUUGAUCCUCAAACUUAAGCUAAUACUUGGGUUAAGCACAUGGAAGCAUAACAAUUAGUGAUCGUGAGACCCACAUAAUCUUCAAAUGUAUUGUCAAAGACUUUGGAAAGUGCUUUGCAGUUUGGAUAGAGUGUGCUGUUAGAAAAUGUAGGUGAAACCAUUGAUACUAUUUUCGAAUCGAUUCUUUAAUAAAAGAUUAUUAAAUAAGGUUCUGCCUACAAAUUGAAAUUUGGAGAUAAAAUGAUUGACUAUUCCAAAGACUUUAAGUUUUACAUGACUACUAAAUUGGCUAGACCUCAUUAUCCACCUGAAAUUUGUGUUAAAGUUACUAUGUUGAAUUUCUAAGUCACCUAGGAAGGAUUAGAGGAUCAGAUGCUAAAUAUCGUAGUUAAAAUUGAAGAGCCAGCUAAGGAUGAAUAAAGGUAAAGGAAUAUCAAAGAGUUCUUUGAAAAUAAGAAUAAAUAAAAGAUGACAGAAGACAACAUUUUGUAAUUGUUGCAGGAAUCUAAAGGCAAUCUAUUGGAUGAUGAAGUCUUGAUUGAUACGCUGUAGAGAUCGAAAGCAGAAUCAAUCACAAUUUAGGAUAAGUUGAAGAAGUAAGAGUAGGAUAGGGAAUAAUUUAAUUAAAUUCGUAACUUUUAUAAAGAAGUUGCCAGGAGAGUAGCUAAUUUGUAUUUCGUUGUUUUGGAUCUUUCAUUAAUUGAGCCUACCUAUUAAUGGUCUUUGGAGUUCUAUAUUAUCCUAUUUGAGAGAGCAAUUCGAGAGUCAAUUUAAGGAAAGGAGAAUAGAAGCAAAAAUAUCAUAGAUAAAUUUUAGAUCUCUUUAUAUGAGAGUAUUUGCAGAUCUCUAUUGGAGAAGGAUAAAUUGAUAUAUUCAUUUUUGAUGACUAUGAAAGUGAUGUAAAGUGAGGGUAAGAUUACUCCCCAAGAAAUACGUUUCACCAUGGUUGGAGGAACAUAUACAGAUCCCACAUAUCCAUAACCAUAACCAGAAUGGAUAUCUAAAAAGAUGUGGUGUCUAGUAACAGAAGCUGCUGAUACGUUACCAUUUUUCAAAGGAUUUCCUGAGUCCUUCUCUAACAAUUUAGCCGAUUGGCAAGAAAUGUAUGAUAGUAGUGAACCACAAAUGUAGUAAUUACCAGAACCUUGGCAUUCAUAAUUGACUGCUUUUCAAAAACUAAUUGUCUUGCGUAUUAUUAGACCUGAUAAGUUUGCAAAUGCAACUUAAAAUCUCAUCAUAACAGAAAUGGGCAAAUAAUUUAUGGACCCUCCUCCAUUCAAUCUAGAGUAUGCCUAUAAGGAUGCAGAUGCUUACACUCCUCUUAUAUUUAUAUUGUCUCCAGGUGCUGAUCCUCGUUUGGAAAUAUCAACAUUAGCUGAUCGUCUGGGAUUUAGAUAGAAUUUCAUCACUCUCUCCUUGGGAUAAGGUUAAGGAGAAAUAGCAACUAAUGCGAUAAAGGGAGCUGUUAAGGAAGGCAAAUGGGUGUUAUUGUAAAAUUGUCAUCUUGCACCAUCAUUUAUGCCUGAAUUAGAAAGAAUACACGAACAGGAAAUAUGUGCAAAACCAGUAUAAGAAGUUAAUGCUGAUUUUAGAAUUUGGUUGACUUCGAUGCCCUCAAAUGUAUUUCCAGUGACUCUGUUGAUGAGAGGCAUUAAAAUGACAUAUGAGCCACCAAGAGGUUUAAAGAAUAAUAUGUUGAGAAACUUCUCAUCAAUAGACGCCAAGAGUUUUGAAUUAUGUAAGAAGCCAGUAGAAUGGAAAAAACUGUUUUUCGGUUUGAACUUCUUCCAUGCAGUUUGUUUAGAGCGUCGUAAGUAUGGACCUCUGGGAUGGAAUAUUCCUUAUGAAUUUACUUCGGCAGAUCUAGCCAUAUCUGUAUCCUAAUUGAAAAACUUCCUCGACACUUUCGAGGAUAUUCCAUGGGAAGCUCUCAAUUACAUGGUUGCGGAAGCUAAUUAUGGAGGCAGAGUCACAGAUCCAAAGGAUAGAAGAUUAAUUGCUAUACUUCUGAAGUAGUUCUACACAACAGAUGUAUUAUAGAUAGACAAACAUAAGUUAAGUCCGAGUGGUACUUAUUAUGUACCACCAAAUGGAGUAUUAGAGGAUUACAAGGAAUACAUAAAAAAUCUACCUUUGAAUGAUUAGACUGAAGUGUUUGGACUACAUGAUAAUGCAGAAAUAUCAUCAGCAAUAAUUGAAACUAAUUUCAUUACAUCAACCAUUUUGUCAUUGCUCCCUAGAUCAACUGGAGGUGCUGGUGCUUCUGCAGAAGAUCUAAUCAAAGAGAAAUGCAAACAAAUCCUAUCUAAAUUGCCUAAUCAAUUUAAUGUGGAGGAAGCAGCUCGGAAACAUCCUGUGCAAUACAAUCAGAGUAUGAACACAGUUUUACAAUAAGAAUUGAUUAGAUUUAAUAAAUUAUUGCAAGCUGUUAGAUAGUCUCUUAUUGAUUUAGGCAAGGCUAUCGAUGGUUUGGUUGUGAUGAGUGCAGAUCUGGAAUAAGUUUUCAACAAAGUUUUUGAUAAUUAAGUUCCAGAUGUUUGGCAUAAGGUGGCUUAUCCAUCUCUCAAACCGUUGGGAUCGUGGAUUAAUGACUUUGUUGAUAGAUUGCAUUUCAUGUAAUUAUGGAUUGACAAUGGGGCACCACCAACCUUCUGGGUAUCUGGAUUCUUUUUCACUUAAUCGUUCUUGACUGGCACACUCCAGAACUUUGCUCGAAAAGUAAUUUAAUUAUAAUAUUCAAUUUUAGUACCAAAUUCCAAUUGAUACCCUCUCAUUUGAGUUUAUUGUGAUCCCUCCUUCUUCAUAAGAAUACGAUCUUUCCAAACCUCCUGAUGACGGUUGUUAUGUCUAUGGUCUUUUCCUUGACGGUGCUCGAUGGGAUGAGGAAAAUAGAUGUCUAAAUGAAAGCUUACCUAAAAUACUGUAAUAUAAGGUGCCCUACUUGUGGCUAUUGCCAAGCGAAGAGAAGAAGGAUUGGGAUGCUGACUUAUCUGUAAUGGUUAUAAUAUUAACUUAGGUUUAUGAAUGUCCAGUAUAUAAGACAUCUAGAAGAGCCGGAACACUGUCUACAACAGGUCAUUCCACUAACUUUGUUAUUUCUGUAUAUUUGCCUAUAUCCCCUGAUCACCAUCCCUACCACUGGGUCAAAAGAGGAGUGGCCAUGCUAUGCCAAACUGAUGACUGAUUCAUUAUUUUAUAGUGUUGGG
Paramecium octaurelia is the source of this 13607-nucleotide messenger RNA. Lineage: Eukaryota; Ciliophora; Oligohymenophorea; Peniculida; Parameciidae. The record is from the annotation of a GenBank genome assembly.